Molecule: messenger RNA, 2134 nt
Organism: Chaetomium fimeti
Lineage: Eukaryota; Fungi; Ascomycota; Sordariomycetes; Sordariales; Chaetomiaceae
Product: transmembrane amino acid transporter protein-domain-containing protein
Exons: 1
Coding region: 165-1967 (600 amino acids)
Biological process (GO): amino acid transmembrane transport
Cellular component (GO): vacuolar membrane
Molecular function (GO): L-tyrosine transmembrane transporter activity
Source: RefSeq, a predicted model, not a curated record
UCAUCCGGGGUUGUGGGACGAAAGCCGCCGAUUGCCGCUCCUCUGGCUUUGUUUGACCACCCAAGAGUUUGGAGGAGUUGGAAGUUUCACGUUCCACUUCCAUUUUCACCCAUCCUCCACCUUUCGAUGAUCGACCACCGUUGACUAUCCCCUUCACAUCCACCAUGUCCGACAAUAGGGCAACAUCACGAGACCGACGGGACACAGAAGCCCAAGCCCAGGUUGUCGCUGAACAUUUGCCACCAGGCUACACAGCCGAGUUUCACAGUGCACCCGGGAGUACAGAUGGCACCACGCCGGCUUCAGUCUCGGGAUCGGGAUCCGAGGUUACCCCUAUUCCGGAAGGGGAGUCGUCGUUGAAGUUGCAGGGCGGCGACAUACACCGGGAUCUCUUCAAGCUGCCCUCAGCAACCCGCGUCCCAAUGCACCGCCGGGCCGCAACUUUCCACUCGCCCAGGGACCUCCACGCCGACGAUGACGCCCCACCCUUGACCGUCGGCGACCAGCUCGCUCCGGGAGGGUUCCGCCGCGCCUUUCUGCAUCAGAGGCAUGGGAACGAUUUCAUGGCCGCUAGAUUGCCCAUCACGCGCAAUUUCGUCGAGUUUCUCGACCUCUACGGCAGCUUUGCCGGCGAAGACCUGGUCGACACCGACGAGGAGGCCGUCACCGAGGAGGAAGAGGAGGGGGAGGAGGGGGAGGAGGGGGAAGAAGGAAGAGACGAAGAAGAAGCCGGCGAGCGGCGCCCUCUCCUUCGCCAACGCAUCAGCUCCGUCCGGGCCCCGCGCUCCGCCAACGCCGGUACCGUCAAGACCUUCUUCACCCUGCUCAAAGCUUUUAUCGGCACCGGCAUCAUGUUCCUGCCCAAGGCCUUUCGCAACGGCGGCAUCUUAUUCUCCACCGUCGCUAUGCUUUCCGUAUCCAUUGUCACCAUGGUCGCCUUCCACCUCUUGCUACAAUGCAAGCUCCAUUACGGCGGCGGAUAUGGCGACAUCGGAAACGCCAUCGCCGGACCGCGGAUGCGCACCCUCAUCCUCUUCUCCAUUGCCCUGUCCCAGCUGGGCUUCGUUUGCGCGGGCAUCGUCUUCGUCGCCGAGAACCUCAUGAGCUUCUUCGACGCCGUCACCGGCGGCCAAAACCCCUUCACCUCGGCGGGCCUGAUCACCCUGCAGCUCAUCAUCCUAGUCCCGCUCGCCUGGAUCCGCAACAUCUCCAAGCUCGGCCCCGUGGCCCUCCUCGCCGACGCCUGCAUCCUCGUCGGCGUCAGCUACAUCUACUCGUACACCAGCACCUCCCUCUCCACCGUCGGCGUCGACCCGACCGUGGUACUCUUCAACCCGAGCCACUACACCCUCACCAUCGGCGCGGCCAUCUUCACCUUCGAAGGCAUCGGCCUGAUCCUGCCCAUCCAAUCCUCCAUGGCCAACCCGCACCACUUCGAACCCCUCCUCGGCCUGGUCAUGUUCCUCAUCACCGUCGUCUUCACGUCGGUCGGCGCGCUGUGCUACGCCACCUUUGGCGAGAAGACCGAGAUCGAGAUCAUCAACAACUUCCCGCAGGACAGCCCGCUCGUCAACUCGGUCCAGCUGCUGUACGCCAUUGCGGUGCUGGUCGGCACGCCCGUGCAGCUGUUCCCCGCGCUGCGCAUCAUCGAGGGCAAGAUCUUUGGGCACAUGCGCUCGGGCAAGGGGAGCUUGCGGACCAAGUGGGUUAAGAAUCUGUUUCGGUUUGGGGUGGUGGUGUUUUGUGGCCUGGUGUCGGUGGUGGGCACGGGGAAUCUGGAUCGUUUUGUUGCGUUGAUUGGGAGUGUGGCGUGCGUGCCGCUGGUGUAUGUGUAUCCGGCGUUUUUGCAUUUUAAGGGGUUGGCUACCAAGCGGUGGGUGAAGUGGGGGGAUCUGCUGUUGAUGGUGGUUGGGUUGGUUGGUAUGGUGUACACCACUACGGUGACGGUGGUGACCAGCUUUUUGUGAUCGUGAUGAGCAUGACCGUGAGCGGGUGUAUGUGCAUGGGGAAUGGGCGUUUUUCUUUUUGGGAUUUCAUGCAUACGUGGAAGUUACAAGUUGGAUUUGGAUGGUACCUAGGGUAGAACAGACAUCCGGGCCUGUUUUGAUAUGUGCACGGCUCUGGUUACCCCUUG